UAUUUCAAAAAAUCGCAACGAUCUGAAAAUUCCUUCCCGUUGUAGCCCUUCCAUCUCCAUUUUCACCCAUUUCUUCCCAUUCUACCCUCCUUACGGAGAAAUCAAAGCUCCCUCGCCGGAAAAAAAUGGCUAUCUUCUCAAAGAGCUCAAAUACCUGGAUUUUCUCUAUCAAAGCUCUCCUUCUCUCGACUUUAGUUCUCUCCGCAGCUCUUGUUUUAAACCUCUCCGUUCCCAUGCUGCGGGAGUUCUUUAUUUCGGUGGUCCCUCAGAUCUGGCGCUGCAUCCUUUCAUGGUUGACGCCCCCGUACCUCUACUUCGUCAUCAACGGCAUCAUCAUCUCCAUCGCCGCAUCCUCGAAGUUCCACCACAAGUCCGAUGACGUGGCGGAGCCAGUGGGGUCGAAGAAUCCGGUGGAGAUGCGGCCAGAUCUCGUGGUUCCGUUGCAGUACGAGACCGCGGUGCUGAAGAGUCCGGCGGCGUUCCGGCCGGACUUUGAUGCUCCAGUGCAUUACGAGCCUAUGGUGUUGCUGACUCCGGCGGGGAUCCGGCCGGAUUUUGAGGUUUCGGAGGCUGCAGCGACGGACAAAGAGACGGAGGGUAGUGCUUUGGAUUCGACGGAAGGGGGAGAGGAUGAGGACGAGUUCGUCUUAUCGAAGUCGGAGUGGACGCGAAAACGGAGAAAUGCGACGGAAUAUUCGCUUCUGAAGGAGAAACCUCUGGUUUCCGUUAGAUUUGCACACAAGAAGAACGUGAAAGCGAGCCCCGAUGGCAGCAGGGCCUUGGGCGUGGCGAAGCCGAAACGGGGCGAGACGCUCGAGAGCACGUGGAAGACGAUCACGGAUGGCCGUCCGAUGCCGCUGACCCGCCACCUCAAGAAAUCUGACACGUGGGAGACGCACGUCCGAGCACGUACCGAGGACGCGUGCUCCCCUGCGAUGAAGAAAUCGGAUACGAUGAGGGAGAAGAGAUCGUCACCAUCGCCCUCUCCCGGGUCGGGAAAGCUCCUCAGGAAGGAAUCGUCGCUGGGUCAGGACGACUUGAAUCGGCGAGUCGAAGCGUUCAUAAAGAGAUUCAACGAGGAAAUGAGGCUGCAAAGGCAAGAAUCCUUAAAGCAUUACACGGAGAUGAUCAACCGUGGAAGUCAUUAAGAAAAUCGGUCCUUUUUAUUUUUAUUUCACUCUUUUAUCCUUUUAUGUGAAGUAAAAAUGGCUUUUGUUUUUUUAUUUUUUCUUCAGAUUUUAGAAGGAUAACGCUUGAAUUUCUGA
Messenger RNA from Magnolia sinica, 1265 nucleotides. RefSeq lists its product as uncharacterized. The transcript is spliced from 2 exons. Lineage: Eukaryota; Viridiplantae; Streptophyta; Magnoliopsida; Magnoliales; Magnoliaceae. The coding region runs from base 126 to 1148 and encodes 340 amino acids. The record is from RefSeq and is a predicted model, not a curated record.